Procambarus clarkii (red swamp crayfish) is the source of this 948-nucleotide messenger RNA. Its product is annotated as mucin-1-like. The record is from RefSeq and is a predicted model, not a curated record. NCBI's taxonomy places the organism in Eukaryota, Metazoa, Arthropoda, Malacostraca, Decapoda, Cambaridae.
AUGUCCAUCAGUAUCAGAAAGGUCUUAAGUCCCUCAGUAUCAGUCAGGCACCAAGUCCCUCAGUAUCAGUCAGGCACCAAGUCCCUCAGUAUCAGUCAGGCACCAAGUCCCUCAGUAUCAGUCAGGCACCAAGUCCCUCAGUAUCAGUCAGGCACCAAGUCCCUCAGUAUCAGUCAGGCACCAAGUCCCUCAGUAUCAGUCAGGCACCAAGUCCCUCAGUAUCAGUCAGGCACCAAGUCCCUCAGUAUCAGUCAGGCACCAAGUCCCUCAGUAUCAGUCAGGCACCAAGUCCCUCAGUAUCAGUCAGGCACCAAGUCCCUCAGUAUCAGUCAGGCACCAAGUCCCUCAGUAUCAGUCAGGCACCAAGUCCCUCAGUAUCAGUCAGGCACCAAGUCCCUCAGCAUCAGUCAGGCACCAAGUCCCUCAGUAUCAGUCAGGCACCAAGUCCCUCAGUAUCAGUCAGGCACCAAGUCCCUCAGUAUCAGUCAGGCACCAAGUCCCUCAGUAUCAGUCAGGCACCAAGUCCCUCAGUAUCAGUCAGGCACCAAGUCCCUCAGUAUCAGUCAGGCACCAAGUCCCUCAGUAUCAGUCAGGCACCAAGUCCCUCAGUAUCAGUCAGGCACCAAGUCCCUCAGUAUCAGUCAGGCACCAAGUCCCUCAGUAUCAGUCAGGCACCAAGUCCCUCAGUAUCAGUCAGGCACCAAGUCCAUCAGUAUCAGUCAGGCACCAAGUCCCUCAGUAUCAGUCAGGCACCAAGUCCCUCAGUAUCAGUCAGGCACCAAGUCCCUCAGCAUCAGUCAGGCACCAAGUCCCUCAGUAUCAGUCAGGCACCAAGUCCCUCAGUAUCAGUCAGGCACCAAGUCCCUCAGUAUCAUUUUAGCUUCGUGCUUAUCACCAUCUCACCAAGUCCGUCCCAUCUCACCAAUCUCUAAAUGCAAGACCAUCUGA